This is a messenger RNA of Belonocnema kinseyi, 1150 nucleotides long. RefSeq lists its product as uncharacterized. Bases 1 to 1032 code for a protein of 343 amino acids. Gene Ontology annotation, biological process: circadian rhythm. The record is from RefSeq and is a predicted model, not a curated record. The transcript is spliced from 6 exons. Gene Ontology annotation, molecular function: neuropeptide hormone activity. Lineage: Eukaryota; Metazoa; Arthropoda; Insecta; Hymenoptera; Cynipidae. Gene Ontology annotation, cellular component: extracellular region.
AUGUCGACAAAUAUUGUGCCCACUGGAUUAGGUUGUCCAGAGAAUCGACCCACGCUGGACCGUAGUUUUAGGAGUUGUUUCCGCCUCGCCUACCAGUCUCUCAGUCUCUACCCCUACAUGUGCACCAUGCGCGUCAUAAACGAAAGAGGAUGGGGCGGCCCAAGUGGAGAAAUCCUCACCAAAGUGAAUCGCAGAUAUGUGAAGAUAGUCACGCUCGAUAUUAAAGCCCUUGACGAGCUACUUGAAGAAAGCACCUUCUCAUUAGGAAGAUUGCAGACUCUAUUUGUACCUUGUUCUUCCCACCAAAGAGAGAAAAAGAGGAAAAGAGAUGAAAAUACGAGAGAAGGAGACGUCAAACUGGAAGAUACGAGGGGUGUCUUUGCGAUGACUUGGACACCCGUUGAGAGGUAUAUUAGACGGUGGUCGUCCGGACGCCAACAUCACAACCCUACACGCCGUGCUACGAGCACCAGUUGUCCUCAUCUGAUAUCAGCGAUCCAACUGCGCUCUUUCUAUCAACCAAGCAAGAUGAUGCAUCGUCAGCAAAGGAGGUCAGCCUCUCAGUUCUUGUCUUCUAACUCCUUCUCAACGGAACGCUUGUCUUCGACGUUCUCGAGGUCAGCUUCGCAGCUGUCAUCUCCAGCAUUAUCGUCGACGUGUUCAACAUCCUCCACGUCGACUUGUCCAGUUCUAUUGUCAGUACUUGCCUGGUCCAUGACGCUUCUUCUGGUAUCCUCAUGUCUGGGAAUCGCAGAUGCAGGAGUACUAAUGGGUCAUCCGUUCAGCAAGAGGUCCUUCAUGGAUAUCCAGUGCAAGGGUGUCUACGACAAAAGUCUAUUCGCCAGGCUGGACCGCAUCUGCGAGGACUGCUACAACCUUUUCCGAGAGCCACAGUUGCACACGCUUUGCAAAAAGAACUGCUUCACGUCAGACUACUUCAAGGGCUGCGUGGAAGUUUUACAACUGGAGGACGAAAUGGAACAGAUACAAACAUCCAUCAAACAACUCCACGGAGCUGAUCCCGGGGUUUAGGCAAAACUGCUUCAGCACCGAAUACUUUACGAGCUGCAUCCAAGCGCUGCUGCUUGAGGACGAGAAAGAAAAGUUCCAGGAGAUAGCCGAGUACCUUGGCCGCAAGAAGUAAAGGGAG